AUGACAAGCAUACAACAAGAAAAGACCCCCGUCCAAACUCCAGCAAUUCUCAAGUACAUCCUUGAAACAAGUUGCUAUCCGAAAGAGCAUGAACAAUUGAAAGAACUAAGAGAGGCCACCGUAAAGAAAUUCGAGGGCUCAUGGGAGCAUUUGAUGAGUGUGCCUAUAGAUGAAGCUCAGUUUCUGUCGAUUCUUCUUAAAACUAUGAAUGCAAAGAAAACCCUAGAAAUUGGAGUCUUCACUGGUUAUUCUCUUCUUGCUACAGCUCUUGCUCUGCCAACUGAUGGCAAGAUAACGGCAAUUGAUGUGGACAGAGAAGCAUACGAGGCUGGAUUGCCUUUUAUCCAGAAAGCUGGUGUGGAGCAUAAAAUUGAGUUUAUCCUUGGAGAUGCAUUAUCCGUUCUACAUGAUCUUGUUGAUGGAAAACAAGAAGAAUCAUUUGAUUUUGUUUUUGUGGAUGCUGCUAAGGAUCAAUACAUAAAGUACCAUGAACAAGUGUUGAAACUGAUGAGAAAGGGUGGAAUAGUUGCUUAUGACAACACUUUGUGGGCUGGUUCGGUGGCAAUGUCCGAGGAUGAAGAAAUGGGUGAUCACAUAAAGCCGUAUAGGAAGCCUUUGAUUGAGUUCAACAAGUUUAUAGCAAGUGAUUCUCGAAUAGAAUCAAUCAUUCUCUCUGUUGGGGAUGGUUUAACACUUUGUCGGAAGGUUUGA
Messenger RNA from Lathyrus sativus (Indian pea), 711 nucleotides. NCBI's taxonomy places the organism in Eukaryota, Viridiplantae, Streptophyta, Magnoliopsida, Fabales, Fabaceae. The record is from the annotation of a GenBank genome assembly.